Molecule: messenger RNA, 2264 nt
Organism: Cryptomeria japonica (Japanese cedar)
Lineage: Eukaryota; Viridiplantae; Streptophyta; Pinopsida; Cupressales; Cupressaceae
Product: linamarin synthase 1
Exons: 2
Coding region: 28-1539 (503 amino acids)
Molecular function (GO): UDP-glycosyltransferase activity
Source: RefSeq, a predicted model, not a curated record
CACAUUGAAUUCUUUCCCUACUGGAGAAUGACGAUGAAUGGUGAAAUUGAUGGCACAGUGCACGCAGUUUUGGUACCCUUUCCUGCGCAGGGCCACGUCAACGCUUUCAUUCAUCUCGCCGAUCUCUUGGCCUCACGGGGUUUUUUCAUCACUUUCGUUAACACAGAAUGGACUGAGAAACGCAUGUUUGGAAGUGCAAAGCACAAGUCGCAACUGCACUACUCCAAACCCAAUUUCCGAUUUUUGUCAUUCCCGGACGGCUUACCCCCGGAGCACGGCCGCACCUCCCAACUGGGCGAGCUUGUUACAACGCUGGCAAAGCGUGGAGACGCCUUGGAGGCCCUCCUCCGCACUCACACUGGGAAUGACAUUCCUCCCGUCACCUGCAUCGUAGCAGACUGUUGCAUGUCGUGUACCGCAUCGGUGGCCGCCAAUAUGCAACUGCCAAGAGUCGUCUUCUGGCCUAUUUGUGCCGCUGCCUCUAUUGCUCAGAAGUACGCCAAUUCUCUCCUUUCCCAGGGCCACAUUCCUAUCAAAGUGAGCGAAGGAAAACGUCUGGAGAAAAUGAUCACUAGUUUACAGGGGAAUAUACCAGCUCUAUGGCCCAGCGAUCUGAUAUCGUUCUACCGCGAGCAGUUUACAUCUGAUCUCCUCUACGAAGCAUUUCUCUUUGAGUCACGAAUGUGUGACACGGGGGACUAUGUGCUUGUGAACACCUUUGAGGAAUUGGAAGGGAGAGAGGCGGCAGCGGCGCUUUCCAUCAAUGGGCGUCCAUCUUUAUCAAUAGGCCCUGUGUUUCUCCCUAGCUUUUUAAGAGGGGAGAACUCAACGCAGAGCAACUUGUCUAUGUGGGAGGAAGACGAUAGCUGCUUGCACUGGCUUGACAAACAAAGCCCGCGCUCUGUGUUGUAUGUUUCCUUUGGCAGCUUGGCCCUCAAAUCGCAAGAGCAGUUGGAUGAGCUGGCACUGGGUCUGGAACAGAGCGAGUAUACAUUUCUGUGGGUUCUCCGCUCCGACAUUGCUCAGGGGCAGGCCGCUGGUUUGCCCGAGGGACUGAAAGAUCGAAUCAAAGAUCGGGCGUUGUUUGUGAAAUGGACGCCGCAAUUGAAGGUGCUUGCACAUCCUUCGGUGGGAGGAUUUCUGACUCACAGCGGGUGGAAUUCAACAGUGGAGAGCAUAAGCAUGGGAGUGCCCAUGAUUGGCUGGCCUUAUUUCGGUGAUCAGUUCCUCAAUUGCAGAUUCGCUAAAGAAAUAUGGAAGGUCGGGUUAGACUUUGAGGACGUGGAUGUUGACGAUGAGAGGUUGGUGAGAAGAGAAGAGAUAAAGCGUGCAGUGGUGAUUGUGAUGGAGAGCAAGGAGUUGCACAAGAAAGCCAAGGAGCUGAAAGAGGCGGCAAUGAAAGCAGUGAUGGCAGGAGGUUCUUCUUUUAACAACAUGACAACGUUCAUCCACGAUAUGCUCAAACAUGCCAAAUCACAGUCACAGCCGUCUUCCGUGCACUGCGAGGAAACACGCGAAAAAGAUGACAAUAUUCACUAGAAUUGUUUUGUCUGAUUCGUUGUUAUGUAGCGCAUUUUGAAGCUGGUGGCAUUUAUGAUAUUCGUUGUCUGAUAGGGAUGAAGUUUUUAUUGAUUGAUAAGCUAAAUGCUUAGCAGACCGCCGACCAUUCAAACAGCCUCUUCUCCACCGCUUGUUGCAGACCGUUUUCUCCUUUACCUAAAAUAUAAUCCUAUUACCGUCUUAUCCUUAUCUUCACCGCCAAAGUCCACCGACGGCAGGAGCAACUCAUAUUCUAUCCUGUUGUGUUACACUUAGUCUUCUAUUUGCGAAGUUUAUGCGGUUUUCAGUGCCUUUUAUAAUACUAGCACUUGGUAUCUUUUUUAUUUCUUUUUCUCUUUCUUUUUUUUUUUCUGCUUGCAACAGAUGGUUGAUAGGCUGGUAAGUCUUCUAUUUGCGAAGUUUAUGCGGUUUUCAGUGCCUUUUAUAAUACUAGCACUUGGUAUCUUCUUUAUUUCUUUUUCUCUUUCUUUUUUUUUUUUUUUUCUGCCUGCAACAGAUGGUUGAUAGGCUGGUAAGUCUUCUAUUUGCGAAGUUUAUGCGGUUUUCAGUGCCUUUUAUAAUACUAGCACUUGGUAUCUUCUUUAUUUCUUUUUCUCUUUCUUUUUUUUUUUUCUGCCUGCAACAGAUGGUUGAUAGGCUGGUAAUUUUCAGGUUGAUUAUUGUAUUAAUAAGAGAAUAAUAAUAAAAAAAAUGUUAAAAGUUUU